This is a messenger RNA of Penicillium oxalicum, 1101 nucleotides long. Its product is annotated as mismatch-specific DNA-glycosylase. Gene Ontology annotation, molecular function: mismatch base pair DNA N-glycosylase activity. The transcript has a single exon. Gene Ontology annotation, biological process: base-excision repair, AP site formation. The record is from RefSeq and is a predicted model, not a curated record. Bases 1 to 1101 code for a protein of 366 amino acids. Lineage: Eukaryota; Fungi; Ascomycota; Eurotiomycetes; Eurotiales; Aspergillaceae.
AUGUCCCUGCCAGACAUCAAGAUGAAUGCGCAACCAAACCCACGAGGACAGAGCCCUGAAUCUCCCAUUUUGGAAGAUACCUCGGUAGACCGAAUCACCAGCUUCCAUGGCAAGCUGAACCGAUUCCUCCUUGGCGGCAAUGCAGCCGGCGCAACGACAGAGCUGAGCACAAGUCCAUCAAACACUGGCGCGGACGCUGUCGAGUCACAAGUCAAAAGAGAAGUCUCGCCAAGUAACAUGGAAGGAUUGCAAGUGAACAAGAAACGAAGCCGCACCGCGACUGCCGAUCCCAUUAGACUCAAAAUCGAGAGAUCCAGCAGCGCGGCAUCGGCAUCAUCUUCGAACGCCAUUAUCAACCGGACGAGUCGCGUGACUCGCUCACGCUCAUCAUCCUCUGCAAUUAACCCCAAAUCAUCAUCCUCGUCCAGAGCUUCCCCGAAAAAGACUGCCCGGCCCCGAAAGGCCCUUCCCACGUACACGCCAACAGCCGCAGACUCCCUUCUUCAAGAUACCAUCCCGCCGAACCUGACUCUCCUCCUCGUAGGUGUGAACCCGGGCAUUCUCACCGGGACCACCGGAUUUGCCUAUGCACACCCAUCAAAUCUAUACUGGAAACUCCUCCACUCCUCCGGUAUCACCUCGAUCCGCCACCCGCCCUCCGACACAUACAAACUACCCGCCUUGUACAACGUCGGCAACACCAACAUCGUUGAACGACCAUCGCGCGACGCCAGCAUGCUCACCAAGGCUGAGAUGGACGCCGGAAUCCCCGUCCUCGAAGCCAAGGUGGCUGCUCAGCGACCCGAGGCGGUCUGUCUCGUCGGCAAGGGCAUCUGGGAAGCUGUAUGGCGCGUGCGUCGCGGACGGGCAAUUCGAAAAGAAGAGUUUCGGUACGGCUGGCAGGAUCCGGCGGAGAAUAUGGGCUGCACUGCGGACGGUGACUGGGAGGGAGCUCCUGUCUUUGUUGCCACAACCACGAGUGGACUUGCCGCGGGGAUGAGUAUCCCGGAGAAGGAGGCUAUCUGGGCGGAGUUGGGGGCUUGGGUGGUCAAGCGGCGGGCUGAGACGGGGUUUGUGCCUAUCACGCCGAAAAUCGAGUGA